AUGCAUGCUAGGUUCCCAUUUAUCCUCAUCUACAUUCUAAAACCCGGCCAGCCUCGGGAGGCUAUCCUUGACUAUUCCGUUGUCCAUCUCCAGGUGACCGAGGCAAAUCGUAGCAACAGGAAUGUCAAGCAGUCUUUGCGUAAUUCGGGCUUUAUUCACCAGUUUGCGCUUACACUUCUUGCAUACAAACUCAAAAUUCAUGAGAAAUAUGCUGUCCCAACGGGUCUGGGUUCUUGGAAUCUCCAUGAAGAGCGGCGGUUGAACGGCGGUCCUGUUCAACUCACUCUAUGUGUGUCUUCCGCGAGACUCCCAUGGCGAUCUCAUGACUCUUGUGCUCUAUGA
Somion occarium is the source of this 342-nucleotide messenger RNA. NCBI's taxonomy places the organism in Eukaryota, Fungi, Basidiomycota, Agaricomycetes, Polyporales, Cerrenaceae. The record is from the annotation of a GenBank genome assembly.